Messenger RNA from Physcomitrium patens, 894 nucleotides. RefSeq lists its product as uncharacterized. The record is from RefSeq and is a predicted model, not a curated record. NCBI's taxonomy places the organism in Eukaryota, Viridiplantae, Streptophyta, Bryopsida, Funariales, Funariaceae.
CGAAGAACAACGGUAUGCCGCGAUCCGAGCAAGUACCUGAAACGGUGAUCAAACACAGUGACUCAGAGCUACUUGUUGAUGUUGUUGUUUGUUGUUCGUUCGUGUGCAAUGUGAGUGCACGCAUUGAACGGCUAGGGAGAGCAGAGAGGGAUGAGCCAACAACAAUGGACUGGUCUUUCGAGUCUAGAAGCCUUCAGUUCAGCUGGAUUCUCUGGCACUCAUCAACAGCGAUGUCGCAGGCUUUUUAUAACAGGUGGGCCCAUACUGGUUUUUUAGUCCGGGAACAGACAUUGGAACAAGUGGAACAUUGGGGCAUGGGAACACAGUGGGCUGCUGCAUGCUCACCACAUGUGUGUUCAUGGUGGUGGAUUGAGUUCAAAUGUUCCCUUGGAGAAUGGGUGAUAUGCAUGAGCCAGGAUGCAGAAUCCAUAAGAUACCUUUUUGGAUGCUUGACCAAGUCUGCUUUUGGUUCCCAUUGAUAAUUGCAAUCCAAAUCAGACUUAAGGUUAACUCUGAGGUUUAGCUUUUCAGGUGCCAGCAUGAACUUUGCCACCAAGGUUCAAGACCUUGCAAUUACUCAGAUGUGUCGCUGCAGCCAAGUGUCUGCAUGGUUGUAUUUUUGCAAUCCUAUAUCAUAAAUGGUGCCCAUCUCAUGUCCCAGGAACAUGAUUCUGUAUUCAAUACAUCUUACUGUAUUGUCUCCAAAAAUGCACACUAAUACCAUUGCUACAAUAGUCCAUCUUCAGCUCCCAGGCCUAUUGACCUAACUAGCCUUUGUCCAGUAUUGUGGGAAAGAAGUUUAAACACUUUGUCAUUACUUGUGAAUCUACACCACAGAUUGUAAUUGUAGCCUUGGUGUGCUUGUGUUACAAGCAGCUACAGGUCCUAUGUUAA